Molecule: messenger RNA, 2135 nt
Organism: Alosa alosa (allis shad)
Lineage: Eukaryota; Metazoa; Chordata; Actinopteri; Clupeiformes; Clupeidae
Product: lipoamide acyltransferase component of branched-chain alpha-keto acid dehydrogenase complex, mitochondrial-like
Exons: 11
Coding region: 38-1516 (492 amino acids)
Cellular component (GO): cytoplasm; mitochondrion
Molecular function (GO): lipoic acid binding; acetyltransferase activity
Source: RefSeq, a predicted model, not a curated record
UCAUUUUUGUGAAAUAACCAUCAGUGCAAAGGUAAAGAUGGCGACGACAACACUACGGGGCUCUCUCAGAUUACUUAAACAAAUGCCCCAGCUCACCUACCACUGCUACAUGCAGUGCACAAUGCUGCAGCCGCCAGGACCCGAGCGUACACUCCAUAUUCUCGUACCUUUUGGAGCAACACAAUGGAGGCAUUUCAGGACCAGUUACAGAAGUAAUGGAAAAAUUCUACCUUUCAAACUGUCUGACAUCGGUGAAGGAAUUAUGGAGGUGACUGUGAAAGAAUGGUAUGUUAAAGAGGGAGACAAAGUGUCCCAGUUUGACAGCAUAUGUGAGGUCCAAAGUGACAAGGCGUCAGUCACCAUCACCAGCCGCUAUGAUGGAGUCAUUCGAAAGCUUUACUAUGAUGUGGAUGACACAGCUCUUGUCGGCACUCCUCUGGUUGAUAUUGAGACUAACAGGGCUCAAGAAGGCUCUCCGGAGGAAGAUGUGGUGGAGACGCCUGCAGUGGCACACCAGCACACGCACCAGGAGAUCAAAGGCCAUAAGACCCAGGCCACUCCUGCUGUCAGACGCCUCGCCAUAGAGAACAAUAUUAAACUCAGCGAGGUGGUGGGGACUGGAAAAGACGGGCGUAUCUUGAAAGAGGAUAUCCUCAACUUCCUGGCCAAGCAGACGGGAGCUAUUCUUCCCUACGAGGGCGAGCAGCAGGUUCCAACCCCUGCUGUGAGAACAACAGCAUCCGCCCCCUCUAGAGACAAAGCACCAGUUAGCAGCGGCCCCACAGUAGCAGCACCCAGGCCCGUCUUCACAGGGAAGGACCGCACAGAGCCUCUAAAGGGUAUCCAGAAGGCCAUGGUAAAGACCAUGACUGCUGCUUUGAAGAUCCCUCCCUUUGGCUACUGUGAUGAGGUUGACCUGUCCCAGCUGGUGAGGCUACGGACAGAGCUGAAGGGGCUGGCUGAGUCUCGUGGGGUCAAGCUCAGCUACAUGCCUUUCUUUAUCAAGGCCUCGUCACUGGGUUUGCUCCACUUCCCCAUCCUUAAUGCUUCCGUGGAUGAAGGCUGCCAGAACAUCACCUACAAGGCAUCUCACAACAUUGGACUUGCCAUGGACACUCCCCAGGGUCUCAUUGUGCCCAACGUGAAGAGUGUCCAGACACUGAGCAUCUUCGAUAUUGCUGUGGAGCUCAAUCGUCUCCAGAACCUGGGGGCAUCAGGCCAGCUGGGCACUGCAGAGCUCACCGGUGGCACCUUCACCCUGUCCAACAUCGGCUCAAUUGGUGGGACAUAUGCCAAGCCAGUAAUUCUACCUCCGGAAGUGGCGAUUGGAGCUUUAGGAAAGAUCCAAGUGCUGCCCAGGUUUAACACUCAGGGUGACAUCACCAAAGCCCACAUGAUGAGUGUUAGCUGGACAGCAGACCACCGCAUUAUCGAUGGAGCCACCAUGUGCCGGUUCUCCAAUCUAUGGAGAUCCUAUUUGGAGAACCCUGCCUCUAUGGUGCUGGACCUCAAAUAAGGGUUCCAUUUCAACUGUUGUUUCUGUGUGAAUGAGGAACCCACACUGUCCCUGAGCCCCAGCACCACAGGUUACUGUACUGAACACUACCCCUCCCUCCCUCCCUGUUUGGGAUAUCUGUUGUCUUGGUGACGCAAAGAUGUCAUCAGCUGUAUGUGUUCUUGUCUUCUUGUCCGAGUACCACCAAGUUGCCUUCUGAAGUGUUAAAUAGAGGUACUCAAUAAUGUUGCUGUCAAUUUAAUGCACAGUAAAGGAAUGAAGACUUAGGUCCACGCAGAUAUGCAUGACCACACUCUCAUUGUUCCUUUCAGAUCGAUUUAGACUAUUCAGGACCACCAAAUUCACAAGAUGAGCCUUACCAUUAGAGCACUGCAAUGCACGUGACAUAACACAGCCUGUUCAGGCCAAUGUGUGAAAGGACCCAACUUAGGUUAUGUUAUGCAGCUCUGAUGUUUCAGCGAUAUUUGGGAAAAUACCAGCCUAUGCUGUGUGCUUGGCUGCUGUUGGCAUAUACCGUAGGCCUGAACCGUUUACAAGAAAUUAAAUAAAAGAAUUCUUGUUUAGAAUGUAGUAUAUGAACACAUUUUUGUGUUACCGUAUGCCUAUUAAACUUUGUAAU